Messenger RNA from Eutrema salsugineum, 1974 nucleotides. RefSeq lists its product as uncharacterized. Lineage: Eukaryota; Viridiplantae; Streptophyta; Magnoliopsida; Brassicales; Brassicaceae. The record is from RefSeq and is a predicted model, not a curated record. The transcript is spliced from 4 exons. Gene Ontology annotation, molecular function: nucleic acid binding; RNA-DNA hybrid ribonuclease activity. The coding region runs from base 1 to 1974 and encodes 657 amino acids.
AUGGAAGUGUACAUCGACGACAUGUUAGUUAAAUCACUCAAAGAGGAAGACCACGUCGCGCAUCUACGGGAAUGCUUCGAACAAUUGAACAAGCACAACAUGAAACUAAACCCGGCGAAGUGCAGGUUUUCGGUCACUUCGGGAGAAUUCCUCGGCUAUCUGGUAACUCACCGAGGCAUAGAAGCAAACCCCAAGCAAAUCAAGGCGUUAAUUGAGAUGCCCUCUCCAAGGACGAAGCGCGAAGUGCAGAGGCUCACAGGUAGAGUCGCCGCGCUAAACAAGUUUAUUUCCCGCUCCACAGACAAGUGCCUGCCCUUCUACGACACCCUCCGAGGAAACCAGAAGUUUGAGUGGGACGAACGGUGCGAGACAGCUUUCCAGGAAUUGAAGAAUUAUCUAGCGAGCCCACCAAUCUUAGCAAAACCAGUCGAAGGAGAGCCGCUCUUCCUCUACAUCGCAGUGUCUGCUACAGCUGUAAGCGGAGUGCUUAUCAGAGAAGAACGGUUCGAGCAAAAACCCAUUUUCUACAUCAGCCAGACACUGACCGACGCCGAGACUCGCUACCCUCAGAUCGAGAAGGUCGCCCUAGCCAUCGUAGUCUCGGCUCGCAAACUGCGCCCACCUAGCCAAUCCGGUCGGCUCGCCAAGUGGGCAAUAGAGCUAAGCGUAUACGACAUCGAGUAUCGGAAUAGGUUGUCUGCAAAGUCACAGGCGCUCGCAGAUUUCCUCAUUGAACUUCCCGCCGAAACAACAAACGAGCCGACUCUAGAUGAAGUGUGGACGCUGCACGUCGACGGCUCGUCGUCUAAACACGGCUCGGGAAUAGGAAUCCGCCUCACCUCUCCCACCGGAGAAAUAUUGGAACAGUCUUUUCGUCUGAACUUCCACGCCUCGAACAACGAAGCGGAAUACGAAGCACUGAUCGCCGGCAUACGACUAGCGCAGGGAAUCGGAGUUCGAAAGAUAAGAACCUUUUGCGAUUCACAGCUUGUAGCAUGUCAAUUCAACGGAGAAUAUGAGGCAAAGGAUGGACGAAUGGGAGCUUACCUCAGGGUGGUCCGAGAAUUGGUACAAAAGUUUGAUGAGUUCGAACUCACGCUCAUUCCCCGAGGAGAAAACACCUCCGCCGGCGCCUUGGCAGCACUCGCCUCGACCUCGGACCCAGACCUCCGACGAACGAUCCCAGUUGAAUUCAUCGAACGUCCUAGCAUCGAAGAGAUGGAAGGAGUUCGGCUGAUAAAUCCUCCUGAACAAGAACCAGAGGACGACGAAGCCAUUCCUAUGGACGAAGACCCUCAACCGGCCGAGCCAGAGUACGGCUGCGACAAAGAAUGGCUCGGAGCUAUCCGAGUAUAUAUCGCCCAUGGAGAGUUGCCGACCGACAAAUGGGAAGCCCGCAAACUAAAAGCUCAGGCCGCACGAUAUGUCCUCGUUGAUGGCGAGUGGAAAAUCCGCCUCAGCAAAUCUACGCUAAGGUACCCUCAAGGGAACGAACAAGCCGAAGCAGCCAAUAAGACGAUCCUCGACGGUCUGAAAAAGAGGCUCGACGCCAAGAAGGGACGGUGGGCAGACGAACUCGAAGGAGUCCUUUGGUCUCAUCGGACAACUCCGCGCCGAACCACCGGGGAAACUCCAUUCGCUUUGGUCUACGGAUCGGAGUGCGUAAUUCCCCCUGAGGUGGAUUUCCCAGGUAUUCGACGAAGACUUCUACCAGGACAGGAGGGCUUGAACCACUUAAUGAUGCUAGAUGAGCUCGACCUAAUCAACGAAAAGCGUGAUCAAGCCUUAAUUAAUAAUUCGAAUCCAGAACUAUCAACAACCGACGGCGAGAUACUACAACAAAAACGUUCGAAGUCGAAGAUUCAAAACAGGGGAGCUCGUCCUCCGAAAGGAGUCUACGAACUCGCGACACUAGCUGACGAGGCGAUUCCAAGAUCAUGGAACGCAAUGCAUCUGAAGAAAUACUAUCACUAA